AUGGCGGGGACGAACCGGGCCGGGCCCCGCCGCUCCCGGUUCCUGCUCCCGCUGUGGCGGCGGCGCUCGGCGCUGACCACGCGGCGCCGGAACAAGCGAGACCCGCCCCGCCCGGCCAGGCCGCCGCCCCUCGGCGCUACAGCGACCCCUGCAGGCGCGGAGGGCUCCCGAACAGCGGGGUUCGGGGGGGACGGGGGACACGGACCCCGAAACAUAUCUGACAGGAUGGGCCUCCUGACGCAUCUCUACCGCACCUUCGAGAAGUCCAAGUUUGCGGGGUUUUGCCAGAAGCUGGCAGAGGGUGCCCAGGCUGGGGACCCCCUCUGCUGCCACAUCUUCAACAAGGCAGGCGAAGUCCUGGCUCGCCAUGUCGUCGCUGUGCUGCCCAAAAUCGACAGGAGCCUGUUCCUGGGGGAGCUGGGGCUGCCCAUCGUCUGCGUGGGCUCCGUCUGGAAUAGCUGGGAGAGGAUGCAGGCGGGGUUCAUCCGUGUGCUGGCACAGGCACGGGAGGAGACCCCCGGCCACGUCUUCUCCCGGUUCAGCCUCCUGAAGCUGAAGCGCUCCUCGGCGCUGGGGGGGGCCCGCUUGGGUGCCAGGAAUAUCGGCCAGGCUCUGCCCUUGGACUACGCCGGCAACGUGGAUGUCUUCUACACCCACGUCUUCUAGCUGUGGCCCCCCACGGCUC
Messenger RNA from Haliaeetus leucocephalus (bald eagle), 685 nucleotides. RefSeq names its product N-acetylglucosamine kinase (gene NAGK). Gene Ontology annotation, molecular function: N-acetylglucosamine kinase activity. The transcript is spliced from 5 exons. The coding region runs from base 1 to 666 and encodes 221 amino acids. The record is from RefSeq and is a predicted model, not a curated record. NCBI's taxonomy places the organism in Eukaryota, Metazoa, Chordata, Aves, Accipitriformes, Accipitridae.